AUGAGAUUGGACUUGGGCUUGAUCAUCGGGCUGCUGACAGUUAUAUGGUGUAAUGGCGAGGAGGAUUCGACGGAGAGACCGGGCGAGUGUGUGCAAGGGUGCAAGUGCGCGGGAAGGACCGUAAGUUUUCUGGGGUUCAUGUUUUCCAAUCUUCCUCCGAUUUUGGCCGUUUUUUCAGGUUUUGGGUAUUCUUUGACUUGUAAAAUGAUCAUGCGACGUUUUUUAGUCAUCGUUUCUUGAUUUCUCAAAUCUCGGCCCUAUUUCGACCAAUUUACGUCACUUUUUAGCCCUCUUCCCGCAUAACCCUCGACCUUUUAGCCGCAAAAACUGCCUAAAGCCGUCUCAAUCCAACCGGAAUAGGUCUUAUAUCCUCUUCAACUUAUAACUAAGCCAAUAUAAAAAAUCGGAGGAAAAAGUUUUUUGGUUCCCCCCCAAAUUCCCUCUUUGUUUUUUAGCUUGAGUGCUCUGAACUGGAGCUGGACCGAAUCCCCGCGGAAUGGCCAACCCAUUACGAGAAGAUUACAUUACGCAAUUGUACCAUCACCACCCUCGAGAAGAACUCCUUCCGCAAGUUUGGGGCGUUGGAGGAGUUGCGGAUUGAGAAUUGCAAUAAGCUGGAUGUGAUCGACAAAUACGCAUUCAAAGGGCUGCAAAAAUUAAAGUAAUCAAUUUUAAAGAGGCAAAAUGGGAUGAAAAAUGAGAAGAAACGAUCAAACAUUACGAUCAAUAUGAUUAAAAUUUGUUUUAUGCAAGAUUUUUAGUGGAAUUUAUGAUGACUUUUAAUUCGAAACAUUAAGAAAUUAUGAACUUUUUUAGACUUUGAAAUUUAUGCAAACUGAAUGUUUGAAAAUCCAAGGAAUUGUUUUUUUCUGUUGGCAUUUACAUUUUUUUCAGGCUACUGAACAUUGCUGGCAAUCCCAAACUCCGCGAGAUCCAUCGCUUCGCUUUCUCCUCCAUAGGGAAUCAGAAUCCUCUUCGAAUUUUGCUCAAAAACAAUGGAAUCGAAAAAAUUCAUGCUUAUGCUUUCAAGUGAGGCUUUUUCAUUUUUUAUAAAACCUGAGAAGAUUUCAAUUCAACCGUAAUACUCGGUUUACAUCGUAUUUCCUUCAGAAAUGCCCACAAUCUUCGUGAACUCUACAUUGAAGACCGCUGCUACACGGUGGAGCCGAAUGGUCUCUCCUCGAUCUCCCGGCUCGAUUUCUUCACUCUGAAAGGGGCCUGUGUCCUCUCGCUGAAUUCCUUUUCCAAUACCUCACGUGUUCACAGUUUAUCUAUCUUGGAUUCGACGCUCAAUCUGUUCAAUGGGAUCUUCGACCAGCUGAGUCAUGUUAAUCAGGUAAGAGGGAUAAGAUUUCAUGACAGCGACCGCAUUUUGAUGGGAUAUUUAUUUUCAAAAAAUGCCAGAGGGCAGCGAUCAAGUUUUGAUUUGACGGGAUAUUUGACUUCCUCAGUUUUUGAAGAGAGAAUUUUGAUUCGAAACAAGAUUUCUGCAGGAAAUUUAAGAAUUCGACUGUAAGAAAUUUUGCAGAUUCAAAUCCGCGAAUGCAGACUCGGAAAGUUGGAGGAGAACACAUUCUCUGGCCUCUUUACGGUCGGAAGUCUGCAAAUCCAAACAAGUCAUAUCGGGCGGGUUUCGCCUCGGGCAUUCGUGGGCAUGGAGAAUGUGGGAGUGCUGUUGAUCAGCUACACCACGAUCAGAGAACCUCUGGGCUCACCCGAAUGUCUGCUACAUACUGCUCAUAAAUUGGUGUUCAGCGAGAAUACGCUACAUUGCAGUUGCGAAAUGCAAUGGAUCCAAUUUCAUAAGGUAAGCGGAACAACAAGUGUAAAAUUUUAAAUUGACUAUGAUUUGAGAAAAUUGAGUUUAAAAUCGAUGAUAAAGUACAUAGAAGUGUAAUUGACCCCGUCGACUUUGUUUUUCAAAUUUAUGAAAUUCCAGGAUCAAGUAAUCCUUUCGGAGAACUACUGUGAUAGAAGUGAAGCCUUCAAAGCCCUGGCCUACUUUAAGCCCUUGGGUUGUGAGCCCUUGACCACCAAAGAGCCGGAUCCAGUACCCAUCACUUCGAAGCCCACGGUCUCGGAAGUCUUCAUUCCGGAUGGUAUAAGGAGAACUCAAUACGAAGCGGAGAUCUCAACUGCCGCCUCAGAUGUCUGUACAUUUUUCUGCAUCCUCGUCUUUCUUCUCCUCAUGAACUUUUAG
Molecule: messenger RNA, 2200 nt
Organism: Bursaphelenchus xylophilus (pine wood nematode)
Lineage: Eukaryota; Metazoa; Nematoda; Chromadorea; Rhabditida; Aphelenchoididae
Source: the annotation of a GenBank genome assembly